AUGAUCCCCCCAGAGCCGCCGCAGCAGCAGCUGCAGCCGCCGCCGCCCCCAGCCCCGCCGAACCAUGUGGUGACCACCAUCGAGAACCUGCCGGCCGAGGGCAGCGGCGGCGGCGGGAGCCUGUCCGCCUCCUCCCGGGCCGGCGUGCGCCAGAGGAUCCGCAAAGUGCUGAACAGGGAGAUGUUGAUCUCUGUGGCUCUGGGCCAGGUGUUAUCCCUCCUUAUUUGUGGAAUUGGCUUGACGAGCAAGUACCUGGCAGAAGACUUCCAUGCCAAUACACCAGUCUUCCAGAGUUUCCUCAAUUAUAUUCUGCUCUUCUUGGUCUAUACCACCACACUGGCCGUCAGACAAGGAGAAGAAAACCUCCUGGCUAUCUUACGACGUAGAUGGUGGAAGUAUAUGAUUCUGGGACUCAUAGACCUGGAAGCAAAUUACCUGGUGGUCAAGGCUUACCAGUACACAACUCUGACCAGCAUCCAGCUCCUGGACUGUUUUGUGAUCCCAGUCGUGAUCCUGCUCUCCUGGUUCUUCCUGCUGAUCCGGUACAAGGCUGUGCAUUUCAUCGGCAUCGUGGUCUGCAUCCUGGGAAUGGGCUGCAUGGUGGGAGCAGAUGUGCUCGUGGGAAGACAUCAGGGAGCAGGGGAAAAUAAGCUGGUAGGGGACCUCCUGGUCUUAGGAGGAGCUACCCUCUAUGGUAUCUCUAACGUGUGGGAAGAAUACAUCAUCCGAACUCUGAGCCGAGUGGAAUUCCUGGGAAUGAUCGGUCUCUUUGGUGCAUUUUUCAGUGGAAUCCAAUUAGCCAUAAUGGAGCACAAGGAGCUGUUAAAGGUACCCUGGGACUGGCAAAUAGGACUGCUGUAUGUCGGCUUCAGCGCCUGCAUGUUUGGUCUCUACAGCUUUAUGCCAGUCGUCAUCAAGAAAACCAGCGCCACUUCGGUCAACCUCUCUCUGCUCACAGCGGAUUUGUACAGCCUGUUCUGUGGCUUGUUUCUCUUCCACUACAAGUUUUCAGGACUUUAUCUCCUGUCCUUCUUCACCAUCCUCAUCGGGCUGGUGCUCUACUCCUCCACCUCCACCUACAUAGCCCAGGACCCCCGCGUGUACAAGCAGUUCCGCAACCCCUCGGGACCUGCCGUGGACUUGCCGACCACAGCUCAGGUGGAGCCCUCAGUCACCUAUACCAGCCUGGGCCAGGAGACGGAAGAGGAGCCCCAUGUUCGUGUGGCCUAG
Molecule: messenger RNA, 1230 nt
Organism: Otolemur garnettii (small-eared galago)
Lineage: Eukaryota; Metazoa; Chordata; Mammalia; Primates; Galagidae
Gene: SLC35F1
Product: solute carrier family 35 member F1
Exons: 8
Coding region: 1-1230 (409 amino acids)
Biological process (GO): transmembrane transport
Cellular component (GO): membrane
Molecular function (GO): transmembrane transporter activity
Source: RefSeq, a predicted model, not a curated record